Molecule: messenger RNA, 757 nt
Organism: Schizophyllum commune H4-8
Lineage: Eukaryota; Fungi; Basidiomycota; Agaricomycetes; Agaricales; Schizophyllaceae
Exons: 6
Coding region: 12-671 (219 amino acids)
Source: RefSeq, a predicted model, not a curated record
CGCAGGCGCAGAUGCAAGGGGACAGCGUGCGCUAUCUGAACGAUUUGAACACGUGGCUCGAGGGAUUCGUCACGGACGGAACAGCCAAAAUCGAGGGGAUGGCGGCGAAUGUGGCCACUAUCAGUGCCGCGUUUGGUGCGCAGGGGCAGGGGCAGAACCCGCUCGACGAGAUGCGCCAGCUGGCGGAGGAGAUGCGCUCGCGGGACCAGAAUACGGCCGCAUUACACGAUGCGGUUGGAAGGUUGUUUGGGGAGCUAGGUGGACAGGGUGGCGUCGGCGGCGUGCAACAGGUCCUUGAGAUGCAACGGCAGAAUCAGGAGGUGCUAGUGCGCUCGCUGGCGUCGGAGCUCACCAAGGAGAUUCGGGACGAGCGUCUGCGUUUCGUCGACGCUAUGCAGGAGGCGACGUCUCUCAAUGUUACUGCCCAAGUCGAAGACUUCAAGCAGCAGAUGUCGAAGGAGGUCCGCGCCAUGAUACACGACGUCCAGCGACUGCACGCCGAGCGGCAGGCUAUGCAGAACCAGAUCGCCGACCUAUUCAGCUUCUAUUCGAAGUAUGAGAAUGAGAAAGGUGGCCCGCCGGAGCAACGACCGCCGCCAAUGGCUGCCAACCAGGUGAAUCACCCUCGCUACGUGGUUAACGGUCAACAUGCCACGCUGCGUCGAUGCUGAGCGCUUGGGCGGCGCGUCUUCAUUGUCAAAGUAAUACUAGAGUAGACGUCGUAGGGUAGUCAAUCAAGGCUGGGGGUUGACGAGUA